Molecule: messenger RNA, 1878 nt
Organism: Naegleria fowleri
Lineage: Eukaryota; Heterolobosea; Eutetramitea; Acrasida; Naegleriidae
Exons: 2
Coding region: 1-1878 (625 amino acids)
Biological process (GO): xenobiotic detoxification by transmembrane export across the plasma membrane
Cellular component (GO): membrane
Molecular function (GO): antiporter activity; xenobiotic transmembrane transporter activity
Source: RefSeq, a predicted model, not a curated record
AUGUCUUUACUCAAAGAAGGUGUCACCAGCGACCGUGUAUUAGUAUUGAUGAAUGAACAUCAAGAAGAAGAAGAAGAGAAAAUGAGUCGUAUGGAGUCUGCGGCAUCCUUUGAAUCGGCAUUUGAAGAUGAUGCAAAGCCUAUUGAAGACUCCAAACAUUCGCUUCUUUUUGCAAGAAGGCUAGAUGAAUUUUCUAAUAACGGGGGAAAUGGAUCGAAUGACGAUAAUGACAUGGAAAGAGGACAAGCAAAAGAAAUGGAAUAUGAUUAUCAAUCAUUAUCUCGGAAGGAAAAAUUCAAAUUAUUUCUUUUAAAUUUAAAGAAAGAAUUUAGAGGAAUGCUUGAAAUUGCAUUUCCCACAGUUUUAAUGAACAUUAGUAACAAGAUAUUAGGAUUAGAGGAUAUGGCUUUUAUUGGACAUUUGAAUAAUGAAAAUUAUUUGGCAGCGAGUGCAUUGGCGAAUGCUGUUUUCUUUUGUUUUAGCUUUAUUUCUGUUGGCUUAGUUGGAGGACAAGAUACAUUUGUAGCGCAAGCUUUUGGAGCCAAGAAUUUACGAUUAAUGGGCAUAUGGUGGGCCCGUAGUUUACUCAUCAUUUUCCUUGGAUUAAUUCCUAUUCUCAUCAUGAUGCUCUUUCUCGAACAAGGUCUUUUACUCAUUCGUAUACAACCAGAAAUUGCCUCUCACGCCGCCAUCUUUGUUCGAUAUUUACUUCCUGGACUCUUUCCUUUUGCAUUUUGUCGAAGUGCAGCGAGGUUUCUCGUCUCAAUGAAUAUUCGACUUCCUAAUACGCUCAUUCCCAUGAUGUCCAUCUUUGUGAAUUUUGCAUUGAAUUGGUUAUUUGUUUUUGGAAUUGGUUUUGAAGGUUUUGGAUUUGUCGGAGCAGCCAUUGCCACUUCCUUAGCACGAUUUUUCAUGCUACUCUGUUACAUUUAUGUCAUUUUCCAUUAUCGAAAUGCCUUAAAAGAAUGUUUCGAAGGUUUUGUCCAAUUCAAGCAAGUUCUGGAAUGGAAAGGAAUUUGGGAAUUCUUAAAACUCUCCAUUCCUGGCACCAUUGCCAUCUGCUGUGAAGUGUGGGCCUUUGAAUUCACAUCCAUUUUGGCCACCUACUUGUCAGCCACUCACACUGCAGCACAUGCCAUUUGUCUCAACAUUGUUUCCUUAUCUUUCAUGUUUCCAUUGGCCAUCUCCACAGCAGCAAGUGUCCUGGUUGGACAACAUUUAGGUGCUCGAGAGGCCUCUCGUGCCAAAUAUGCUGCCUAUUUGUGUUUGGUGGUGAGUGCCUUAUUUAUGGUAUUGAAUGGAGUGGUUGUGGGAUCUCUGAGUCGACUCAUUCCACGAAUUUACACAUCCGAAGAGGCAGUGAUUGAUUUGGCUGCAAAGGUCUUUCCAUUGACCUUGUUGUUUGGAGUGUUUGAUGGAGUUCAAGGAACAGCGUCGGGAGUAUUGAGAGGAGUUGGAGCUCAAACUGUUGGAAUGAUUUCCAAUUUAGUGGCUUAUUAUGUGAUUAGCUUACCGAUUGGAGCUGUGUUGGCAUUUGUGGUGAAUAUGCAAUUGGUUGGACUCUGGUUGGGAUUAACUCUUGGAUUGAUUAUUGUGGCUGUUUCACUUGUGAUUUAUAUUAUUCGAAUCGAUUGGGUGAAACAAUCGAAAAUUGCAUAUGAACGAAGUAGUCAAGUGGUGGAAAUUUCGAAUCAUGAUGAUUCUCAAAGUAAUGGUGAUGAGGAGAAUGGUCGUGUGAAUUCGAAUCAAGAAAUCACUGAAAUGCCAGUUGUCACUUCACAGGUUGAGAGGAAGGAGGAGGAAAUGAAAAGCAAGGUUUUAAUGAAUCAUGGUGAUCAUGGACAAGAACUUGAGAGUGCAGAAAAUAGUAAGGAAUAA